Orbicella faveolata is the source of this 745-nucleotide messenger RNA. RefSeq names its product mannose-1-phosphate guanyltransferase beta-A-like. Gene Ontology annotation, biological process: GDP-mannose biosynthetic process. The record is from RefSeq and is a predicted model, not a curated record. Gene Ontology annotation, molecular function: mannose-1-phosphate guanylyltransferase (GTP) activity; GTP binding. NCBI's taxonomy places the organism in Eukaryota, Metazoa, Cnidaria, Anthozoa, Scleractinia, Merulinidae.
UCUUGCUUUCAUAAUUAUGACAACUUACAAACCUCUGAAGGAAAAAAAAGGAUCAAAAUCUACCAAUCAAAACCCAAAGUCGUGACCUUUUGAAGCCAUUGAGGUACAUGUUACCUCUGUUUCCUGAGAUGAUUGAUGGUAGCAAAAUGCAAAACCUUUGAUCGGGCAGAAUUCAUGUCUUAUUAAACAGUGCAGUAAAUAAAAUAAUUACCAUGCUCUUCCAGAUACUCAUUUUCCUUUGCGUACAUCUAAACAGGUGACAAAAGUUGAAGAACCAUCUAAGUAUGGUGUGGUAGUCUUUGAUUCAAACACAGGCCGAAUUGAAAAAUUUGUGGAAAAGCCUCAAGUCUAUGUGUCAAACAAAAUAAAUGCUGGCCUGUACAUAUUUAAUCCAAAGAUGUUAGCAAGAAUUGAGCUCAGACCGACAUCAAUUGAAAAGGAAAUAUUUCCACGAAUGGCUCAGGAUGAUGAUCUAUUUGCAUACAACCUUUCAGGUUUUUGGAUGGAUGUUGGCCAACCAAAGGACUUCCUCACUGGAAUGGGAAUGUUUCUUCAUCACCUGAGAGAAAAACAUCCAGAACUUCUGUACGAGGGACCAGGAAUUAUAGGGAAUGUGUUGGUGGUGAGUGCUGCAAACCAGUAGUUUCAACCACUUCUGAGAUUUCUUGCACCCCUCCCCCACCCAUGGGCAUCUGCCUCCAUCAUGGGAACCCUCUCCCCCAUCAUGGGCACCCCCUCCCCCAUC